This is a messenger RNA of Equus quagga, 8370 nucleotides long. Its product is annotated as myosin-3. NCBI's taxonomy places the organism in Eukaryota, Metazoa, Chordata, Mammalia, Perissodactyla, Equidae. The record is from RefSeq and is a predicted model, not a curated record. Bases 2430 to 8252 code for a protein of 1940 amino acids. Gene Ontology annotation, molecular function: cytoskeletal motor activity; actin filament binding; ATP binding. Gene Ontology annotation, cellular component: myosin complex. The transcript is spliced from 41 exons.
GCAGCAGUUAGCUCAGGCCUAAUCUUCCUCAAAAAAAACAAAAAGUCACUGCAAGCACUCAUCCCCCUCCCACAGUGUGCCCUGCAUGUGUCACUGCCCAAGAUGGAGCCAGGGCCCCUUAAACUCUGUCCCUUGGCCCCACAGGGCUUGUUAACACCUCUGCUCCCACACUUGACACUUACCUGUCCCAUGGCUGUCCUGACCAGGCCUCCCAAUCGCACAAAGAAUUGGACUCGUGUGUCACUGGGCAGGCGGGACAGAGGCCCCAGGGGACCACUCCUCUCAGGACAAGGGUGGAGACUUUAGCAGUGUCGUUGCUCCCUCCUGGGGUGAGGAGGGUCUCCAAGGAGGGCCUCAGUCCAAACUAGAGGAGAAGGGGUAGUGACAGGCCGCAACCCCAUACAGGCUGGGGGGGCAGGCAGGCAGGUGGGUUGGCAGUCCCUCCUGGCUUUCUAACUUGGUGGCCACUAAACCUGACCUAGCCUUCACAGAACAGAUACUUAAUAAAUGUGUUGCUUUGAUCUAAACUCACCUAAAUCUAGAAAACGACUGACUCAUCAUUUAUAACAAACAAUCGAGGAUAAGGGCAGCAUCUUCCAUUUCUUUUGUUUCAUCGUGAAGCUCUCUGUCUAGGGGCCAGCACACAGUGGGUGUUUAUUAACGUGCCCUCGUCACAGGGCUGCUGUCCUGCUUCCCCUUGAGUAGCCUCACAUCUGGGCUUGGUCUGGGAGGUUGGAAGGGGGCGGGUCUUACUCUCAGCGGGAACUGUUGACACCCAAUUCUAUUUAGAAUUAACAACCAUAGGAUGCCCACCUAGCCACCCUCCUGAAGAUUUGGUCUGGAAAAAAACAAAGAAGAAAGUAGGAUGGGAAUGGGGGAAAGCUUCCAUGUAUGCCGCUCUUCUUCUCGUGAGGCUUUGUUUUUCCAAUCCUUAUUUAGAAGCAACCACAUUUGUUCGACACCCCUCGCCCUCCCUUUCUUUGCAGGCCGCCACCAAUCCCCCUAACCCCCCACCCAGGCCAGCAGCUGGUCUUUCCUAAUUGGUAAUAUAUCUUAAUAACAACAGGGCCUGAAGCAGCUGUUGCUGUGAAGAGUGGCUGGCCACAUGGCUUCCGUCAUUAAUUUACUUUGUUGGUCCUACUGGUGCUUAAGAAAGGAUUAAGUUAAUGACACUGAUGAGACAGAAAGUUACACAAUGAAAGGAGAAAAAGAAGAGGAGGAGGAGAAUUAUUAUUAUCGUUGUUGUUGUUGUUGUUCCUGGCACAAGUUUGACAGUCACAUAACCCUAUGACACCUCUGUGUUGUGACAAAAGCCUUGCUCAAAAUUCCAAGAGGAUUUGAACUUUUUCUUCCUUGGUCUCCUUCAUUUCCCCAUAUGAUGAGAUUUCUAAGCAAAUCGCUGAAGGCGCUCUGUCCCCGAGGCCGGGACUCAGACUGCCUUCGAGCGCGGUUGCUGCUGCAGAAGGGAGUUGCGCAGGCCCUCCACACGAGACUGUCCAUCGCGUGGAGGGAGCAAGCUGGCCCCCCGUUCAGAGAAAGGCAUCUCAAACUCCCAGCUUUCUACAGCUGUGAAAUGGCUCUGGAUUCUGCCCAUUUCUAUAUAUACCCUACCCCUGGCAACGGCAGAAAAACGUGAGGAAGGAGCUGGUCCUCAGCUUGUGGUGUCGGUCAUUCUCUUUCCAAAUAUAGAGAAGGAAUGAGCCGCGGGGGUGAGCAGGGCCUAUAAAAGCCCGGGGCAGCGGCCCCUCUGCAGCUCCUCUCUGGUGGGCGGAGGUAAGUCACAGCGCCCCUCUCGCUGGCUCCUCUCUCCAUCUCUGCAGCUCAGAGCACGCCUCCCAGGUGCAGCCAGGUGCUGUGUGCCUGGCCCUGCCUGGCUCUGGUCAGGAUUAGUAAGAUGUGGGGCCAGAUCUCCCUAGGCCCAAAUGCCCACCCUCCCUCUGCCUCCAGUUCCCCACCGAAGCAGGGGGCCUUCAGGCCUUCCUUCCUCCUCCCCACUGUCCCCUUGACCUCGUCUUCAAGCACCCUCUUGGACAGGAUCUUCUGGACACACUGUGGACCUCGGCCUGUCCACCAGGGCCUGACGGUCUCCCAUUGCCUCACUGAUCCGUGCAGAGGGCCAAGGGGACUCGGUGCCAUCCUCUGCCCUCACCGUCCCUCCCUGGGCUGUAUGCCCUUCAGGUAUCCUGUCGUCUCAAGGCCACGAUUGCUGUGGCUAGUAGGUGUCAAUUAGCCAAUCUCAGAGACUUCUCCCUGUUCACAGAAGACAAGGAGACCUGAGCUGGCCUGGAACCACAGCUUUUAGAACAGGGACUCUGUCCUUUUUGCCCCAUUCUGAAUGGGAGGCAUUGCAGACUGAAGAAGGUCUGAUUUUCCACGGCUGCUGUUGUCUUCUGCUGUCCCCCUGUGGGUGUGACUCUCAGCUGACAACCAUGAGUAGCGACUCGGAAAUGGAAGUGUUCGGCAUAGCCGCUCCCUUCCUCCGGAAGUCAGAAAAGGAGAGGAUCGAGGCUCAGAACCAGCCCUUUGAUGCCAAAACCUACUGCUUUGUGGUCGACUCAAAAGAAGACUAUGCCAAGGCAAAAAUUAAGAGUACCCAGGAUGGGAAGGUCACGGUGGAAACCGAAGACAACCGGACCCUGGUGGUUAAACCAGAGGAUGUGUAUGCGAUGAACCCCCCCAAGUUCGACCGGAUUGAGGACAUGGCCAUGCUGACGCACCUGAACGAGCCAGCCGUGCUCUACAACCUUAAGGACCGCUACACCUCCUGGAUGAUCUAUACCUACUCGGGCCUCUUCUGUGUCACCGUCAACCCCUACAAGUGGCUGCCGGUGUAUAACCCUGAGGUGGUGGACGGCUACCGAGGCAAAAAGCGCCAGGAGGCCCCGCCCCACAUCUUCUCCAUCUCUGACAACGCCUAUCAGUUCAUGCUGACUGAUCGUGAAAACCAGUCCAUUCUGAUCACCGGAGAAUCCGGGGCAGGAAAGACUGUGAACACCAAAAGGGUCAUCCAGUACUUUGCAACAAUUGCAGCUACUGGAGACCUCGCCAAGAAGAAGGACUCCAAAAUGAAGGGGACUCUGGAAGACCAGAUCAUCAGUGCCAACCCGUUGCUGGAGGCCUUCGGGAAUGCCAAGACCGUGAGGAAUGACAACUCCUCCCGCUUUGGCAAGUUCAUCCGCAUCCAUUUUGGUACCACUGGGAAACUGGCCUCUGCAGAUAUUGAAACUUAUCUGCUGGAAAAAUCCAGAGUGACCUUUCAGCUGAAGGCUGAAAGAAGCUACCACAUCUUCUACCAGAUUCUUUCAAACAAGAAGCCUGAGCUCAUAGAGUUGCUGCUUAUUACAACCAACCCUUAUGACUACCCAUUCAUCAGCCAGGGGGAAAUCCUGGUGGCCAGUAUUGACGACGCCGAGGAGCUGUUGGCUACAGAUAGUGCCAUUGACAUCCUGGGCUUCACCCCAGAGGAGAAAUCUGGACUCUACAAGCUCACGGGCGCUGUGAUGCACUAUGGGAACAUGAAGUUCAAGCAGAAGCAGCGAGAGGAGCAGGCGGAACCAGAUGGCACAGAAGUGGCUGACAAGACAGCCUAUCUGAUGGGCCUGAACUCUUCGGACCUCCUGAAAGCUUUGUGCUUCCCCAGAGUGAAAGUCGGGAAUGAGUAUGUUACCAAAGGUCAGACUGUGGAUCAGGUUCACCAUGCUGUGAAUGCCCUUUCCAAAUCAGUUUAUGAAAAGUUGUUCCUGUGGAUGGUCACGCGCAUCAACCAGCAACUGGAUACGAAGUUACCGAGACAACACUUCAUUGGUGUUUUGGACAUUGCGGGCUUUGAGAUCUUUGAGUAUAACAGCCUGGAGCAGCUGUGCAUCAACUUCACCAACGAGAAACUGCAACAGUUUUUCAACCACCACAUGUUCGUGCUGGAGCAGGAGGAGUACAAGAAGGAGGGCAUCGAGUGGACGUUCAUCGACUUCGGCAUGGACCUGGCUGCCUGCAUUGAGCUCAUCGAGAAGCCGAUGGGCAUCUUCUCCAUCCUGGAAGAGGAGUGCAUGUUCCCCAAGGCCACAGACACCUCCUUCAAGAACAAGCUGUAUGACCAGCACCUGGGCAAGUCCAGCAAUUUCCAGAAGCCCAAGGUGGUCAAGGGCAGGGCCGAGGCCCACUUCUCGCUGAUCCACUAUGCGGGCACCGUGGACUACAGCGUCUCAGGCUGGCUGGAGAAGAACAAGGACCCCCUGAAUGAGACGGUGGUAGGGCUGUACCAGAAGUCCUCCAACAGGCUCCUGGCGCAUCUUUACGCCACCUUUGCGACAGCGGACGCUGACAGUGGAAAGAAGAAAGUUGCCAAGAAGAAGGGUUCUUCCUUCCAAACUGUCUCUGCCCUUUUCAGGGAAAAUCUGAACAAGCUGAUGUCAAAUUUAAGAACUACUCACCCUCACUUUGUGCGCUGUAUAAUUCCCAACGAAACAAAAACCCCAGGGGCUAUGGAACAUAGCCUUGUCCUGCACCAGCUGCGGUGUAACGGUGUCCUGGAAGGCAUCCGCAUCUGCAGGAAGGGAUUCCCAAAUAGGAUUCUCUACGGGGAUUUUAAACAAAGAUAUCGAGUGCUGAAUGCUAGCGCAAUCCCCGAGGGACAAUUCAUUGACAGCAAGAAAGCUUGUGAAAAGCUGUUGGCAUCCAUCGAUAUUGACCACACUCAGUACAAAUUUGGACAUACCAAGGUGUUCUUCAAGGCUGGCUUGCUGGGAACCCUAGAAGAAAUGCGGGAUGACCGCCUGGCCAAACUGAUCACCCGGACACAAGCUGUGUGCAGAGGGUUUCUCAUGCGCAUGGAAUUCCAGAAGAUGGUGCAGAGAAGGGAGUCCAUCUUCUGCAUCCAAUAUAACAUUCGCUCAUUCAUGAACGUCAAGCACUGGCCCUGGAUGAAACUCUUCUUCAAGAUCAAGCCCCUGCUCAAGAGUGCAGAGACUGAGAAGGAGAUGGCCACCAUGAAGGAGGAGUUUCAGAAAACCAAAGACGAACUCGCCAAGUCAGAGGCAAAAAGGAAGGAACUGGAGGAAAAAUUGGUGACUCUAGUUCAAGAGAAGAAUGACCUGCAACUCCAAGUACAAGCUGAAAGUGAAAACUUGUUGGAUGCCGAGGAAAGAUGCGAUCAGUUGAUAAAAGCCAAAUUCCAGCUGGAGGCCAAAAUCAAGGAGGUGACUGAGAGAGCUGAGGAUGAGGAAGAGAUCAACGCUGAGCUGACGGCCAAGAAGAGGAAACUGGAGGACGAAUGUUCAGAGCUCAAGAAGGACAUUGAUGACCUUGAGCUGACACUGGCCAAGGUUGAAAAGGAGAAACAUGCCACAGAGAACAAGGUUAAAAACCUUACUGAGGAACUCGCCGGAUUGGAUGAAACAAUUGCAAAGUUAACCAGGGAAAAGAAGGCCCUCCAAGAGGCCCACCAGCAGACCCUAGAUGACCUCCAAGCUGAAGAAGACAAAGUCAAUUCUUUGAGCAAAAUCAAGAGCAAACUGGAACAGCAAGUUGAUGAUCUGGAGAGCUCCCUGGAGCAAGAAAAGAAGCUCCGUGUAGAGCUGGAAAGGAACAAAAGGAAGCUUGAGGGAGACCUGAAGCUUGCCCAGGAGUCCAUAUUAGACCUGGAGAAUGACAAGCAACAGCUGGAUGAAAGGCUCAAGAAGAAGGAUUUUGAACACAGUCAACUGCAAAGCAAAGUGGAAGAUGAGCAGACUCUGGGCCUCCAGUUUCAGAAGAAAAUCAAAGAGCUACAGGCUCGCAUUGAAGAGCUGGAAGAAGAGAUUGAGGCAGAGAGGGCGACCCGCGCCAAGACAGAGAAGCAGCGCAGUGACUAUGCCCGCGAGCUGGAGGAGCUGAGCGAGAGGCUGGAGGAGGCGGGAGGCGUCACCUCCACGCAGAUAGAACUGAACAAGAAGCGGGAGGCCGAGUUCCUGAAACUGCGCAGGGACCUGGAGGAGGCCACGCUGCAGCAUGAAGCCACGGUGGCCGCUCUGCGGAAGAAGCACGCGGACAGCACAGCUGAGCUCGGGGAGCAGAUAGACAACCUGCAGAGGGUCAAGCAGAAGCUGGAGAAAGAGAAGAGCGAGUUCAAGCUGGAGAUCGACGACCUCUCCAGCAACGUGGAGAGUGUGUCGAAAUCUAAGGCAAAUCUGGAAAAAAUAUGCCGCACUCUGGAGGAUCAGUUAAGUGAGGCCAGGGGCAAGAACGAGGAAAUUCAGAGGAGCAUGAGUGAGCUGACCACACAGAAGUCUCGUCUGCAGACCGAGGCUGGCGAGCUGAGUCGUCAACUGGAAGAAAAGGAAAGCAUCGUAUCCCAACUUUCCAGGAGCAAGCAAGCAUUUACCCAACAAAUAGAAGAGCUCAAAAGGCAGUUGGAGGAAGAGAGCAAGGCCAAGAAUGCACUGGCCCACGCCCUGCAGUCUUCCCGCCAUGACUGUGACCUCCUGCGGGAACAGUACGAGGAGGAGCAGGAAGGCAAGGCCGAGCUGCAGAGGGCGCUGUCCAAGGCCAACAGCGAGGUUGCCCAGUGGAGGACCAAGUACGAGACGGACGCCAUCCAGCGCACGGAGGAGCUGGAGGAGGCCAAGAAAAAACUUGCUCAGCGCCUUCAAGAUUCUGAGGAACAGGUUGAGGCAGUGAAUGCUAAAUGUGCCUCCUUGGAGAAGACCAAGCAGAGGCUGCAAGGGGAGGUCGAGGAUCUGAUGGUUGAUGUUGAAAGAGCCAACUCCCUGGCUGCUGCUCUGGACAAGAAACAGAGGAACUUUGACAAGGUGCUCGCCGAAUGGAAGACAAAGUGUGAGGAGAGCCAGGCAGAGCUGGAGGCAUCUCUGAAGGAAUCCCGCUCCUUGAGCACCGAGCUCUUCAAACUGAAAAAUGCCUACGAAGAGGCCUUAGAUCAACUUGAAACCGUGAAACGAGAAAAUAAGAAUUUAGAGCAGGAGAUAGCCGAUCUCACAGAACAAAUUGCUGAAAAUGGUAAAACCAUCCAUGAACUGGAGAAAUCAAGAAAGCAGAUCGAGCUGGAAAAGGCUGACAUCCAGCUGGCUCUUGAGGAAGCAGAGGCUGCCCUUGAGCAUGAAGAGGCCAAGAUCCUCAGAAUCCAGCUUGAACUGACACAAGUGAAAUCAGAAAUCGAUAGAAAGAUGGUGGAGAAAGAUGAAGAGAUCGAGCAGCUGAAGAGGAACUACCAGAGGACAGUGGAAACGAUGCAGAGCGCCCUGGACGCAGAAGUGCGGAGCAGGAACGAGGCCAUCAGGAUCAAGAAGAAGAUGGAGGGGGAUCUGAAUGAAAUCGAGAUCCAGCUGAGCCACGCCAACCGCCAGGCUGCAGAGACCCUCAAGCACCUCCGGAGUGUCCAGGGACAGCUGAAGGACACCCAGCUGCACCUGGAUGACGCUCUCCGGGGCCAGGAGGACCUGAAGGAGCAGCUGGCCAUCGUGGAGCGCAGAGCCAACCUGCUGCAGGCCGAGGUGGAGGAGCUGCGGGCCUCUCUGGAGCAGACCGAGAGAGCCCGGAAACUGGCCGAGCAGGAGCUCCUGGAUUCCAACGAGAGGGUGCAGCUGCUGCACACCCAGAACACCAGCCUCAUCCACACCAAGAAGAAGCUAGAGACAGACGUCACGCAGCUCCAGAGCGAGGUAGAAGACGCCAGCAGGGAUGCAAGGAAUGCUGAAGAGAAAGCAAAGAAGGCCAUCACGGACGCGGCCAUGAUGGCUGAGGAGCUGAAGAAGGAGCAGGACACCAGCGCCCACCUGGAGCGGAUGAAGAAGAACCUGGAGCAGACGGUGAAGGACCUGCAGCACCGUCUGGAUGAGGCCGAGCAGCUGGCCCUGAAGGGUGGGAAGAAGCAGAUCCAGAAACUGGAGACCCGGAUCCGAGAGCUGGAGUUUGAGCUGGAAGGGGAACAGAAGAAGAACACUGAGUCUGUCAAGGGCCUGAGGAAAUAUGAGCGGCGGGUCAAGGAGUUAACUUACCAGAGUGAAGAGGACAGGAAGAACGUGCUGAGACUACAGGACCUGGUGGACAAACUGCAAGUGAAGGUCAAGUCCUACAAGAGGCAGGCCGAGGAAGCUGACGAACAAGCCAACGCUCAUCUCACCAAAUUCCGAAAAGCUCAACAUGAGCUGGAGGAGGCAGAAGAACGUGCCGAUAUUGCAGAAUCUCAAGUCAAUAAGCUUCGUGCUAAGACCCGAGACUUCACCUCCAGCAGGAUGGUGGUCCAUGAGAGCGAAGAGUGAGCGAUGCUCUUGAGCAGGACAGAAGAUAUGCACAAUGUAUAUUUUCAUGGUUCCUGACCAUUAUACUUUAUUUCCAUGUGACCGCUUUUCACAUGCAAUAAACUUGGUUUUCAACUUG